Molecule: messenger RNA, 717 nt
Organism: Medioppia subpectinata
Lineage: Eukaryota; Metazoa; Arthropoda; Arachnida; Sarcoptiformes; Oppiidae
Source: the annotation of a GenBank genome assembly
AUGCAUACGUGGAAUUGGCAUAAUGGUGAUACGUUCUACAGAUUUAACUGCUCGUAUAAAUUGGACACCCCAGGUGAAGCCUUUAUCAAUUUAACCUACAGUCUGGGAAAUUCCACGUUUUACACACUUAAGUCCGAUGGCACAUAUACAGUGACCCCAGUUGCCGGCGUUGAGGGUGUAACAUAUGUGAAAGGUGCUGAAAUAACCAUCAGCAAAUGGAAGCAGGGCAAUUAUAACUGCACAGUCAAAUCGCUAUAUCCGGGCGGCAAAAGUACAGCCUAUAAAUCCGUUUACUUAAACUCCGGCCAUAAUAUGGCAAACAAUGUGUUCAUAACCGCCGCUUUCGUCGCCCUCUCAACCGCUUUCGUAAUUAAGUCAAACGGCCGCGUUAUGGCCAUUGCGUAUACGGCAUAUAGCAAUGCAAAACUGAUGAUUAGCCCGAGCACUUUAGGUCUAGAGUACCUGAUUAUCAGUCCGUAUAAAAAGACCACAAUGACCCCAGUUGCCGGCGUUGAUGGUGUAACAUAUGUGAAAGGUGCUGAAAUAACCAUAAGCAAAUGGAAACAGGGCAAUUAUAACUGCACAGUCAGAUCGUCAAUGCCAGGUGGCUUCGCUACAGUUAGAACAUCCGUUUACUUAAACACCGGCCAUAAUAUGGCAAACAAUGUGUUCAUAACCGCCGCUUUGGUCGCCCUCUCAACCGCUAUCAAGUGUUAA